Molecule: messenger RNA, 1278 nt
Organism: Venturia canescens
Lineage: Eukaryota; Metazoa; Arthropoda; Insecta; Hymenoptera; Ichneumonidae
Product: leucine-rich repeat-containing protein 15-like
Exons: 3
Coding region: 1-1278 (425 amino acids)
Molecular function (GO): protein binding
Source: RefSeq, a predicted model, not a curated record
AUGCUUUAUCUCGCCGAUAAUAGACUAACCGAUUUACCAAGUAGACUCGCCCAAUUGAGGAGCCUGGAGGUCCUUGAUCUCUCGAGGAAUCGCAUGAGCAAUAUUCCAUCCACGAGCUCGAUCAACCAAUUACCCAACCUCCAUUUUCUUAAAUUAACGAAAAAUCCGCUCAGAAGUCUGAGAGGCAUCAGUGUUCGCUCUCUCGUCUCCCUCGAAGCUGAUAACUGUGAGAUCAGUGGAGUCGAUCAUCUCAUAUUCGACUCACUGCCAUCGUUGAGAACUCUCAACGUAACCGGAAAUCCUUUGAAAUUCAUCGAUCAUUUGGUGAGUGAAAAUUUAACGGAGCUGGUAUUGAAAGACUGCCAAUUAAUGGAUAUACCUGCUGAGACUUUCGAUGGGUUACCGAAUCUUCAAAAUCUCGAUCUCUGUGGCAACCAACUGAAAACAUUACCCAACGAAAUAUUCUUACAUAAUAUGAAACUCGUGUACCUGAGUCUUAGCAACAAUACAUUGGAGAGGAUCAAAAAUUCUUGGUUCGAAGAGAAGCCAAAUCUGCAAAAACUUGAUUUGUCUGAGAACGAAAUAACGUCCAUAGAGGAGGCUGUAUUUGCUAAACUUUUUGUCCUUUCCGAGUUGAAUCUUGGCGGUAAUCGAGUAAGAGCAUUGCCCAAUUUGAAAACUUCGGCGAUAAAUGUGAAUUUGGCGAAAAAUUCAAUCGAAAAUCGAAGAUUGUGGGAUUUGUCGGAUAUGGCGAAAGUGCGGAAGCUCGAUUUGAGCAAAAAUCGCUUUGACGGAGAUUGCGACGAGUUCAAAUCGGUUUCGUUGCGCAUACUCGAUCUUGGAUUCAACAAUAUGACGAGAGUAAAGCGGAAUAGCUUUUCGAAGGUCCCGAGUUUGACCGAUUUGAGCCUGAAAGGAAAUAAGAUUUCCCAUGGAGCUGAUCUUGUCUUCGACGAUGCCACAAUUCUAGUCGAUAUCGAACUCGAUGAUAACCCAUGGCACUGCAAUUGCUCCGAUCUUCUACCUCUAUAUACCUGGUUACAACGUGGACAAAGGGCCGCCCUUACGAGUCUCAUAUGCUUCACUCCCAAGAGGGCAAAGGGUAACACAUGGUGGGAGUUUUGUUCAGAAGAGUGGAAAGACUUGUUAAAGUCUAACAGUUCUACUGACUCGAGCAAAAUUUGGCUAAUCAUCGUCUCAAUCGCGUUUGGCCUCUGUCUCGUCAUAGCAUCCUUCGUUUACAUCAUAUACACGUGUAAAAAAAAUAAUUCUUCGUAA